Messenger RNA from Capronia coronata CBS 617.96, 1293 nucleotides. RefSeq lists its product as uncharacterized. The coding region runs from base 1 to 1293 and encodes 430 amino acids. Lineage: Eukaryota; Fungi; Ascomycota; Eurotiomycetes; Chaetothyriales; Herpotrichiellaceae. The transcript has a single exon. The record is from RefSeq and is a predicted model, not a curated record.
AUGGCAGCAACCUCACCGCUGCCUCCUUCCACCCCGUCCCGGUCGAGUUUUCAAGCGCCUCACCUAUCGCCCAAUCGAAUACCGGCCGCCUUCGCCCCAGGGUCAUAUCAGUCAGGUCAUCUGAAUCUCGAUGUCUUUUCUCCAGUGGAUCAGAAUGGGAGUUUUUGUUUUGACCGGGUGAUCAAGCGUGGCCGAGUGAAUCGACGAAUAAAGAACAAAGGAGCUUGGAAACCGUCAUGGAAGCCAGCCUACCUCGUACUACGCCCAAACCUGCUGUCCGUUUACCAGGACGCCGACGAGACCGAUCUGAAAGCUUCAAUCACUCUCUCCGAGGUCAAUGCUGUGGCUCCGGUUAGGAAAGCGCAUACCGACAACGUCUUCGGGGUGUUUUCACCAUCAAAGAAUUAUCAUUUCCAAGGCAUGUCAGCCGCGGACACUGCAGAUUGGAUUACACAUAUUCGCAUAGAGGCUCGGACAGAGGAGGAAGACGAUUUCGACCUCCUCACACCCCAGUUCUCCCAGAGAUACGCAGAUACGUCACAUACAUACGAAUCGACCGAUCUGUCAGCAGAUGAAGUCGCCAUCGCCUCUGGGUCACCGGAGCGAACUCAAACAGCCAUUCGUUCCAGACCAAGAACAGGCUCUCAGUUAGCUCAGUCCCGGCAAAGGCGCGCCUCGACGCUCCAAGAGUACUCGGGAAAUGAGCAGUUCACGACGUCGCAUUCUGAUUUUUCAGAUGCCCUAGCAAGUUCCUUACCAAGAACGUCGGCGCUUUCGCUCCACAGACCGCCACUCCUGACGCCAAUUGCAUCAUCCCAGCAGCUCAAUGGACCAGGCGAUCCGAUGACUACUGUGCACAUGCCUCCUCCUGCCACGCCGCAGCGCGAUGCUACCAGUGACCCUGAGCGUGUCAUCCGACAUGGGUACUUGCAGGUCCUGAAGUCCUACAAGACGGGUGUCAAAGGUUGGAAAUGGAUCUGGCUUGUGCUCCGUCCUCGAAGUCUGGGCAUAUACAAGGAUGACCAGGAGUAUUCGGCGCUCAAAAUCUUCCCGAUGGACUCCAUAAUCAACGCGGCGGAGAUCGACCCACUCAGCAAAUCCAAGAAGUUUUGCUUCCAGAUCAUUAUGGAGGAUAAAUCGUACCGUUUCUGUGCAUCAAGCGAGGAUGAGCUGGCCAAAUGGUUGGGUGCCCUGAAAAGUGUUUUGACCCGGCGCCACGAGGCGGAGAAGGCCCUGACGAAAGGCAAGGAAAGGGGCAUCGUGGACGCUACUGCUGCACUGUCGCUGCGGUAG